Molecule: messenger RNA, 363 nt
Organism: Colletotrichum fioriniae
Lineage: Eukaryota; Fungi; Ascomycota; Sordariomycetes; Glomerellales; Glomerellaceae
Source: RefSeq, a predicted model, not a curated record
AUGCGUCGUCUUGUCCAAAUCCGCGACGGAAAUCCUGAGACGGUUCAGUUGUGGCUAGCUUUUCUCCAAAAGCACGCCUACUACGGCAUUGGUAUGAAGGCCAACGUGUGGGACUUUGGAAAGCUUGGUGUCGGCAGGACUAUGGAUGCCAUUAAUCCAGAGACGACUGAGGCAAUUGACUCGCAGUGGAACCACCUAGGUCAAAACCGGGAGCUUGAUACAGUCGAGAAAGUGGAGGAGUUUUUGGCUACGGUCCGGUUCGAUAAGGACAGUGGCAAGCGAUCAGAGGGGGAGCGGCGGUUCCUCCAGACUCAAUGGAAGAAAGACGAGGCGGCCAAAAGGAAGGCAGCUUUGAACGUCUGA